GAAAAGACAUUUACUAAGAUUAAUAAUAUGUAGCGCUUUGUGAUAAGACAACGAACCCGAUCGGAUACAUACGUGAUUGCGAGGAUAUGGAUGGACGAGCAGAGACGCGUGUCGGUGGAAAUUAGUAGAAAAAAUAGCUUUAUUUUGGUCGUUUAUAACUUGGUAGUUGGGCUAAAGUGAGCGCGCUGCGUAAUGUCAUGCUAGCAUAGCUGCUGUAACUCAGCAGACGGUAUCAAGAUGAGCUCUUCACGGGAGAUAAAACAGCUGCAGAAAGCAAAGAGCAAAGCGCAGAACAGCAACAACCUCAAAGAGGAAGCAAACAUCUGCAAUCAGCUGGGAGAGCUGCUGUCCAGAAAUGGUGAUUAUGAGGCUGCCAUCAGUGAGCACCAGCAGGAGUUGUCUCUUUCUGAGGUGCUUAACGAUGUGAUUGGACGAGCUGUGGCCAAUCGUAAGAUAGGAGAGUGCUACGCAGAGCUUGGAAACAUUGAGGCUGCUUUGAAACAUCAGCGCCGUCACCUGGACCUGGCUCGCUCUGUCAGAGAUCAUGCUGAGGAGCAAAGGGCGCUGGCCACUAUUGGACGAACCUACCUUUUUCGAUAUGAAUCAGAUCAGUCGAAGAACAGUUUAGAGCAAGCUCAGGAUGCCUUCAGGCAGAGCCUGGCCAUUGUGGAUGAACGAUUAGAAGGGACUGUGCCAGGGCGAGAGAUUAGUGAGAUGAAGGCACGUCUCUUCCUCAAUCUAGGUCUGGUCUGUGAUCAUCUGGGAGAGCCCAAACGAUGCAGCGAGUUUAUUAGACGAAGUGUCUUUAUUGCAGAGAAGAGUCAGCUGCUGGAGGAUCUCUACCGUGCAAACUUUAACUUGGGCAACAUCUACUUCCGUCACGGUCAGCAGUCUAACGCAGUGCGUUGCCUUGAACAGGCCAAAGAGUGCGCGAGGAAGAUCAAAGACAAGUUCAGUGAGAGCGAGUGCUUCCACUGCAUCGGCAAGGUGCAGCUGUCACUGGGCGAUUUCGUAGCUGCCAGACGAUCUCUGAAAAAAGCUCUCUUAUUGGGUUCCCAGCAGCCAUUGGACCGGCAGGCAGUAAAGAAAGCUUUCAAAUAUGCGGAUCAAGGCUGUAAAUUAGAGGAAGAGUUGGGGGAGGAUCACGGCAAAAUCCCCCAUCAGGCCGUUGGGCUGGCAGAGCAGCUUGGGGACCUGUACUGUAAGGUUGGGUGCUACAGCAAAGCUCUGGAUGCAUAUCAAGCUCAGCUAAAGGGCGCUGAGGCGUUGGGAAAGCCUGCCAGGGAGCUGGCCGUCAUCCACGUGUCCCUGGCGGCGACCUACACAGACCUCAGACGGCACAGCAAGGCAGUGGAGCACUACAGACAGGAGCUGGCUUUACGACAGGGCAGCUCGACUGAGGAGUGUAGCACUUGGCUGAACAUCGCAGCUGCUCAGGAGGAGAGCAGCUGUGCCCUGGAGGAUGUAGAGAGCAGCUACAGUAAAGCCUCUCACUGCGCUCAGAAGUCUGGGCAGACCAGACUACAGAAACGCGUGCUGAGGCUCUGGCUGGCGUCCCAGAGACGACUCGGCUCAUCCAGGGCUGAUGACACUGAGGCGACGCUGCAGGAGCUGUGCGCCGCUGAGGGCUGGAGUCCAGAUGGGAGCGAUGGUGAGGAGGAUGAAGAGGAGGAGAUGGAUAACAGUGAGCCUCUGGAUGACAGUGACGUCGUCCUCUCAGACUCAGAUGAGGAUUUGGAGGGUUAUGACAAAAUGGUAUCAGGAAGGAGGAAGGCAGGAAGGUGGAACAAGAGGAACGAGAAGGGAGAGACGUCUCUGCACAGAGCGUGUAUAGACGGAAACCUGAAGCAGACCCAGUAUCUGGUGGAACAGGGUCACCCCGUGAACCCCAGAGACUAUUGUGGCUGGACUCCUCUUCAUGAGGCCUGCAACCACGGUCACUAUGACAUUGUAGCCGUGCUGCUGGAGCGCGGUGCUAAUGUAAAUGAUCCUGGUGGUCCCUUAUGUGAGGGAGUGACUCCUCUCCACGACGCCCUCGCUUGUGGCAAUUUAAAAGUUGCGAGACUCCUGGUGGAGCGAGGGGCUUCUGUCACUCAACGCAACUCAAAGGGUGACACCGCCAUGGACACCCUCCGUCAGUGGCAGAGGACAUACAGCAGAGAGCUGGACCAGGAGACAAAGCAGGAGUGCAUCGCCACAGAGAGACUGCUGAGGAAGGCGCUUGCAGGGGGAGUGCCGGCUGCUGCGGCCCCAGCCAAGCCUUUCGAUGCCCUGCAGGACAGCCAGCUGUUUGAUGCUGAGAACUCGGAGCCGCUGUCGUCCUCUGGAGGGGGCUGUUCCUCCAGCCAAGACUGGCGCCGGACCAACAGGAACUCAGAGGUGAAGGCAGCACCUGCCAGCCCCAAACGGUGGCAGAGCAAUGGCUCAACGCAGCGGCACAGAGCCAGAGGGACGGAGGCUGCCGUUCUGUACGGGAAUAACAGCAGCUCCUCAGAUGACAGCGACUCUGAUUGCCCCGUCAGUCCUCUGCGUCCCGUCCGCACCAGACAAAGUUUACCAGCACCCCCGAGUCACAAGGAAGCCCCCGCAAACCCAAUCCCCAACUCGGGUCGAGAAAGUGUGAGGGAGGCUCCCGCGCCGUCUGUCUUUGCACGAGAGGAGUACCACAGCGUCAUCCGAGGCUUAGGCAGUGCCAAAACUCUUCUGUCACAGCCUCAGUUCUCCAGCACGCCAGCUGUUUCAACCAGCAACAAAUCAGCUCUUAUUCCCGAGGAGGAGUACCUAGCUGAUGAGUGGCUGGAGGACGAUUUGGGGGAAAUCCAGCCGAAGAAGAAGAGGAGACUACAGGUGGAGCAGGAUGGGAUGAGAGGGGAGGAUGCUGCCUUGCCUUCAGCAGCAAAAAGUCAAAGCAGAUACUUGAACUCUGACGCCUGCAGAGCUCCGUCGUCCUCCAGCAGGAGUCUCUCUCUGAAAAAGAACGGCUCUCAGAAGCCUCACCAGGUCAAAAUGACUCAGAUGCCGGGGAUGGUGCGUUUGGGGAGACGAGAGGUCAACAGGUCACAGAGUCCCACAGUUACAGACAAUGACGAAGUGAGACCAGAGACGCCACCACCGCUACAAAUACACAUACAGCCUCCUGCUCAAACUUUGGUUGCUCCCAUGCCCACUUCACUACCUCCACCAAUCAGAAUGAGGGUCAGAGUUCAGGAGGAUGUUUUCCUCAUCCCAGUUCCACAAAGCGAGGCAGACUCCUGCACUGUGUCGUGGCUGUGUGAGCAGGCCGCUCAGCGUUACUACCAAAAAUGUGGCCUCCUGCCACGCCUCUCGCUGCAGAAGGAAGGUGCUCUGCUGUCCCCGCAGGACCUGCUGCUGGCUGUCCUGCACACCAAUGAAGAGGUUCUUGCUGAAGUUUGCUCCUGGGAUCUCCCUCCUCUCCCUGAGCGCUACAAGAAGGCCUGCCACAGCCUGGCAGCGGAUGAAAACAAGCGUGUGACCCGGCUCUGUGAGGUGCAGGACGGGAGCUCCUCUGUAUCGGUGUGCGGCCUCAGCCUGGCGCCCUCCUCCCUCAACCCGCUCCUUCGUGCCCUGAAACUGCAGGCCAGCCUCACAGAGCUGCGUAUGUCCGGCAACCGUCUCCACGACAACCUUCUCCCUGAGCUGGUUGCCACAACAAUCACCAUGCCUCGGCUUCGGCUGCUGGAUGUUUCUGCCAAUAGCAUCACGGGGGACGGGCUGGAGAAAGCCGUAAAUGCUUUAAAGGGACAGAGUCAUCCUGCGUUCCCGUGUCUGGAGGAACUCGACCUCAGCAUGAACCAGCUGGGUGACGGUGUGUCCGAGUCCCUGUCCUGUCUGCUGUCCCACUGCCCUCUGUUAGCCAAGCUGUCCCUGCAGGCCUGUGGCCUCACCGCUCGCUUUCUUCAGCAGCAUCGAUUGCUGUUAGCCAACGCUCUGACAGGAUCAGGCCACCUGAAAUCAGUGUGUCUAUCCCACAAUGCACUGGGCUCUACUGGCUUUGAGCUGGUGUUGAAGACUUUGCCUCUCCACUCUCUCACACACCUGGACCUGUCUGCCGUCCGCAGGGGUCCAGCUGAUUACCCAGCGCUGGAACACCUCGCCAAAAUCCUGUCACAGGAAGACUGUUCGCUGACCCACUUGAGUCUGGCAGCAAACGGGUUGACGGACAGCAGUGUCGCCACCUUGACCAGGUGUUUACCUUCAUGUCCGUCUCUGGUUCAUCUGAACCUUUCAGCUAAUCCGUCUGUUACCUCAGCGGGACUUCACAGCAUCCUGAUGUCUCUCAGAGAGGCUGGUCGACCUUUGACCCUUCUAAACCUGCAAGGUUGCGCGGUGUCCGGCCCCUGGGACAGUGCGGAUCUCGAUGGUUUGUCAGAGCUGGUCAAGGAUCUCCGUCUUUGCUCACAGGGACUCAACAAGCUGGACCGACAGGCCUUAAAGCAGAGCUGGGACGCCAGUCGGCCACAUGGACACUUCAUUGACCGAAACAGCAUGUGCCUGCUCUCUGCUGCAGCCCCCUCGUGAAGAGGGGAAACAUUUAACGUGCCGCAGAGACGAUGAAAGAUCAUACAUCACUGACACUGAAUUCUGAACCGUGUAAAAUCAUUAACACACAAUAUUUUAUCACUCGAGGCUGAUCGCUUAAGUCACCAAAUGGACCAGUCACAUGGCGCCCAGGGACACUCUGUGGAAGUAGCUUUUAUGUUUUCAUGUGUUUUUGUCACCUUAUUUAUGUGGAACUGUACUUACGUUUGUCAUGUUAGCAGUGUGUUUGUCAUGAUGCAACCACUGAAUUAUUGUAUGAUUUUACAUUUAGAAAAAAACAAUUAAAGUAUUGUAAAAUAUUUCUUUUCAUCACUUUAAAGGGAUUCUUCCUGGUUCAUAAAA
Molecule: messenger RNA, 4902 nt
Organism: Plectropomus leopardus (leopard coralgrouper)
Lineage: Eukaryota; Metazoa; Chordata; Actinopteri; Perciformes; Serranidae
Gene: tonsl
Product: tonsoku-like, DNA repair protein
Biological process (GO): replication fork processing; double-strand break repair via homologous recombination
Cellular component (GO): nuclear replication fork
Molecular function (GO): protein binding
Source: RefSeq, a predicted model, not a curated record